Messenger RNA from Gongylonema pulchrum, 675 nucleotides. The record is from the annotation of a GenBank genome assembly. Lineage: Eukaryota; Metazoa; Nematoda; Chromadorea; Rhabditida; Gongylonematidae.
AUGGAUCGAGUGAAUUUGGACGUCCUGAAGCCAUGGAUUACUGCCAAACUUAACGACAUACUGGGCAUGGAAGAUGACGUGCUCAUCGAAUACGUCUUCAGUCAGCUCGAAGAGAAAUCUCUCAAUCCAAAAGUGAUGCAAAUUAAUUUGACCGGUUUCCUGAACGCUCGACGGGCCCGAGAAUUCAUGGGCGAGCUGUGGGGAAUGUUGCUGGAAGCGCAGAGCAGUGAAGAUGGCAUUCCGGCAUCACUGGUGGAAAAGAAGAUGAAGGAGAUACAGGAAAAGACGAAAAACAUAACCGUUUCAUCGUCGAAUGGCGGAGCAGCAGAGUUAGCUGGUUCGGAUUGGAAGAACAGGUACAAUUCGCUAACUGGCGGGCGAUAUGGCCGAGAAAGUCGAGACAUAGAAAAUGAAUCGAAUAAAAAGGAAGAAACAAGACACAGAAGCCAUCGAGAGUCAGACCGGAGUCGAGAAAAGGAACGAAACAAGGAAGGAGCAAAAGGCAAAGAAGACGAAAAAAAUGAAAGAAGGCACGAUGCGGAGAAGCAGUCUUCUCGGGAUGAUCGAGCACGACCACGCAGCCGAUCGCCCACAAGGCGACGUAUGUAUGAUGAGAGAAUGGAAAAGAAAAAGGAACGUUCUCGUUCGCCGAACAGGUAUUUUCAACUAUCUUAG